This is a messenger RNA of Rotaria sp. Silwood2, 1978 nucleotides long. Lineage: Eukaryota; Metazoa; Rotifera; Eurotatoria; Philodinida; Philodinidae. The record is from the annotation of a GenBank genome assembly.
GCGGUGUGGGUGUGGGUGUGGGUGUGGGUGUGGGUGUGUGGGUGUGGGUGUGGGUGUGGGUGUGGGUGUGGGUGUGGGUGUGGGUAUGGGUGUGGGUGUGGGUGUCGGUGUGGGUGUGGGUGUGGGUGUGAGUAAAUGAUAGGAGUACCAUCUACAUCCAUACACCCACACCCACACCAACAUCCACACCCACACCCACAUCCACCCACACCCACCAACACCCACCAACACCCACACACACCCACACUCACACCCCACACCCACACUCACACCCCACACUUACACCACACCCAAGAUAGGCUAUAGGCUGGACAACAAAACGCUUUUAGCUGGCUUCUAAAUGAGACAAUUAAUUAGCUAAAAUUAAAAAAUUUUUGUGAAGGCAAAUUUUUGUUUUGACGACUUCUUUUCUUCGCAGAUACGACGCGCAGUUUUGAUUUUGUGAUUGAUAUUGAUGCGCAUUACAUCUAGCUGUCUUAUAAAAGCAGUCUUGAAAUUUCGACGUGAUCUACCGUCGCGAUAUGACGUCUAAAAAAUUGUUCCUUGAAUUGGAUUUUGGAGGAAUCAAAAGAAGUGAAUUUCGAUCUGAAAUUUUGCCCACAAGUAGGCUUCCUGACUCUUAGAAUGCCAUGAAAAUUUCAGCCAAAAUGGAUGCUUCUUUAGUGAGAUAUUGCACGUUAAAAAAAAAGUCGAUUUUGUGAAAUAGCAUCAUUUUUUUCUUAUUCAAUACCCAGUGAAAAAAUGUCGGAUUAUAUCAGAUUUCAUCAGAUUAUCAUCGGAUUUUUGUGCAACAAAAUCAAAAUUAUACUUGAUUUAAAAGAUUAUUUUGGAUUAAAAAUCAAAUUAUUUUUGAUUGGAAAGAUUUCAAUCGAUUAUAAUUUUGGUUUUGUUGCACAAAAAUCCGAUGACAAUCUGUAAUAAUCUGACAUUUUUUCACUGGGUAUCUCGACAACAAAGCAUCCGUUUUGGCUGAAAAUUUCAAGGCAUUCUAAGUAACAUGACACUUACUUAUGAGAAAUAUUUCAGAUCAAAAUUCUUUUCUUGUGACUCUUCUAUAGGGUCGAAUAUUCCUUACAAGAGAUAUUUAAUAAUUCUAGAAGAAGAACAAGAUAAUUCUUUUUAUGCAUAAUAUGAGCAUAGUGAAGGUCCAUUAUCUCUAUUUGUUUUAUUAUGCUAAGUGGGGAGCUAAUGUCCUUAGGCCUUUUAAGACAUACACAUUAUCUCUAUUUUUGUGAUCAGCUUCCUCGCAUUGUCAAAAAAUAUCCCUUCGAUUUUUAAUGGUUAACUAUACAUAUGACAUCAUUUUGUUUUUGUAUUUUGCUUACCUAUAAACGUCAAUCGUUUGAGUAUUAUCAUAAAUCUUGUAGUAUUGCAAUGAGUUCGAUUUGCCUAGGAUUUAUAUUUAGUUUAUGAAUUGUACAUAUUUACGAUUUACUUAGAUUUUGGUCUCACAUAUUGUUCGAAUGGUGAUUUUCUGCAAUAUAUUAAUGACGCUGGUCAUCUUGAAGAAGAAGUUGUACGAUUUUGUGCUACUCAACUUAUUGAAGCACUUGAACAAUUACAUAUUCGACAUAUAAUUUAUCGAGAUCUGAAACAGGAAAAUAUUCUUUUGACUGAUGGUAUGCAUAUUCAAUUAAUUGAUUUUGGUUCUAGUACUAUUAUUGACAAUAAUGAAGUGCCUCAAACAGAUAGCAAUGAUAGCCAAGAUGAAAAGAAAAAAAUCAUUACAACGAAAGAAUUCAUUUGUUGGUACAGCUCAAUUUGUAGCACCAUAGAAAUUCUCCAGGAUGGUCCUAUCCAUUUUGGAUCUGAUCCCUGGUCACUUGGUUGUAGUAUUUAUCAAAUGGUUACUGGGAAACAUCUUUUCUGUGGAUAUCAUGAAUAUGAUAUUUUCAAUGAUAUUGUUCGUGUUGCUAGUAAAUUACCUGAUGACUCCCUAAAUACUAUUGGUGAUCUUAUACAAAAACUUGCUGGAUGA